AUGACUGUCCAUCCGACCAUGGCGUCCUUCAACAACGGGUUGUGCCGCUUCGGCGGGUCUUUUGCGGACCCCGAUCGUCCGAGAAGUUGCGAGAGCCCCGGCGUGGCCACUGACGGACGUUCAGUGCCGGCCUCCCAACGGAGCUCGUCUAGGUCAGGCCUAGCGCCCGGUGUAGUUAUUGAUAGCCAGGCUCGCCGAGAGGAAGUAAAGGUCAGGAGCAACCCCGGCACCGGACCAGUUAUCCAGUUAUCGCCUCUCGGAUGCUUGGGCUCGGUACCAUCACAUCCUUCGUCCCGAAGCUCAGGAUGCCCUGCCACCUCUGAUAUACGUCAGGAAGGGGGUAAACCGUAA
Messenger RNA from Chaetomium globosum CBS 148.51, 351 nucleotides. RefSeq lists its product as uncharacterized. The record is from RefSeq and is a predicted model, not a curated record. Lineage: Eukaryota; Fungi; Ascomycota; Sordariomycetes; Sordariales; Chaetomiaceae. Bases 1 to 351 code for a protein of 116 amino acids. The transcript has 3 exons.